Molecule: messenger RNA, 1095 nt
Organism: Brassicogethes aeneus
Lineage: Eukaryota; Metazoa; Arthropoda; Insecta; Coleoptera; Nitidulidae
Source: the annotation of a GenBank genome assembly
ACAUGAAAAUAAUCUAAGAAAAAUAUAGGUAAAUCAGCUGUUAUUCGGCUUUAAAAUUCCUGCGGCCACAGGAUCGCGCGACUUGACCGGCAAAUGUUUGGAUUAUUCAAUGUGUUGAAGCAGGCCGUGCGUGUCAGUCAAAAUGAUGGGAAGUGAGAGCGUUGCUGCGUUGUUUAUAUUUUUUGUUGUUUCUUGUAAUGGUUUUCCGGCUGCAGAACAAUAUUGGGACGGAAAGUGGUUCCCCCAUCAGCCAAAUCAGCCAGACGUGAACCCCACAGUAGAAAUUAAAACGGACCAUAAAGCACACAGGGGACACUUAUGGGACCCAAACCAUGGAGUUGUCAUGGGUGUGUCUGACCCUAAUUGUGAUGACGCAAAAACUAAUUUGACAAUUGAUUGGCUGGACAACGCAGAAAAUUAUACUUGUCUGGAAGAUAAACACUUGUUUGCACCAAGUUAUGACAUUAGGCCUGAACUUUCAACCGAUCAUAUUCCACUUAAAUAUAGCGCACCUCAUUACUGUAUGAACGAAGCUAUACCUUAUAACACCAUCAUACCUACAUUUGGACCUCAUAGACCAUUAUGGGCAAAAUAUGGCGAGUAUAAAUUUGUACCAAGACAAAGAUGGAUCCAUAAUUUGGAACAUGGUACCAUUGUAAUGCUGUACCACCCAUGUGCAAAUCAAGAAGAAGUUAAACUACUUAAAUCCAUAGUAAAAUCUUGUCUUUAUAGACAUGUGAUAACCCCCUACAACUUGCUAUCAACAACUAGGCCUUUAGCUCUGGUGACAUGGGGACAACGUUUAGAAAUGUCCAAAGUAGCGACUGAAGUUGCGAUAGACUUUAUUAAAGAACACGCUUUGAAAGGGCCAGAACAAACUUCUCGAGACGGACAGUAUGAUUAUUUGUUGUUGGAACAUGCCGAGGUUCCCGCUGGGUCAAAUAUUAACGAUACAUUGUUGUGCCCCCAAGGUGUUCUUAAGAUGUAACUGAUUAUUUGUGAUUUUGAGUGCCAAACUCUUUUACAUGUUCAAUUAUUAUAAUAUGCUCUACUACAAUUAAAACUAUACAAAAUAUACCUUAAUAAUAUUCUGAA